AUGGGAAGCCAGAAGCGAUUCUCCAGACUCGUCAAGUCCAACGAGGCCAGCACCGGCGGCGCGUCUCCUACCAAGAAGACCGGGGACAAUGAUACCUCCGCCACGUCUCUCGGCAAGAAAGUGGCCGGCGCGAAACGCAAGGCGGCUACCGUUAAACAGGCCCCCAGCAAGAAGGCGAAGGUUAUGAAGAAGGCCGCUGUCGCUGUCGCCGAAGAUCUUGUCAAGAAGAGGCUCGGACCGAAGAAGGAGGAGGAGGAGGACAGUGAACUUUCUGAUGCUGCUGUCCCCGACGAAGAGGAGCAGGAUUUCAAGGAAGAGACCGAGGAGGAAGAGUAG
Aspergillus terreus NIH2624 is the source of this 336-nucleotide messenger RNA. RefSeq lists its product as uncharacterized. The record is from RefSeq and is a predicted model, not a curated record. The transcript has 3 exons. Lineage: Eukaryota; Fungi; Ascomycota; Eurotiomycetes; Eurotiales; Aspergillaceae. Bases 1 to 336 code for a protein of 111 amino acids.